UUUCUAUUAAAUUAUGAAAUCUAUUUACAAUAGCAUAGCUAAAAUUGGAUAUAAGACAAAAGUAUUAAUAAAUAAUAAGUAGGCAGCUUUUUCAGGUGUGACUGAUAUUGUGGUUGUUGAUUAAGGAAAUGACAAUUAUUCUUCAACACCUUUUAAUGUGAAAUUUGGGAAAUUAAAAUUUUAAAAUGAAAAAUAAGAAAUUCUUACAGAGAGUAAAGAAUAAUCAAAUAUUUAGUAUUGCAUAUAAGAGAAUAAUCUGUGAUAAAAUAGAUAAAGUUGAUUAAAAUAGAACUCGAAAUAAAUGGAGUUUAAAGAGAUGACAUUUAAUUUUAUUUAGAUGAUGAUUAAAUUGGACAUUUUGCAUAUCAUGAAGAAGAAGAUAUUAUUGAACUUAAAUAGAUAUAUCAUAACUAAAAUAAAUAAAAUUAGAAUUAAUAAAAAUAGUAGGAAAUCAAAUUGUCUAAUUUAUCAUAAUAUAUUGUAUUAUCAAGAGUACCAAUUAAUAAAACUAUAAUUAGUAUGAAGUUGAAUAAUGGAAUAAACAGACUAAUAUUCAAUGUAAAUUGCAAGAGAUUAGGAUUAUAAUAAAUAGAAUGUGAAUUAUAUAAAAUAGAGCAAAAUCAAAAAAUUUUUAUAAGUGAUAUAGAUGGAACAAUAACAAAAUCACCAACUAAGGGAAUGAUAAUGUCUACAUUUGGUAAAAAUUACACUUAAGAUUAUAUUUGUUAAUUUUAUAGUAAGCUUGUUGAAAAGAACUAUUUGAUUUUAUACAUGUCUGCAAGAUCAAUGGUAUAAUAUGAGAAAACAAAAGAAUAUUUACUACGUUAAUUUUAAGAUGAAAUCUAAUUACCUUUUGGUCCAUUGAUAUUGUCACCUUCAAAAUUAUUUGAAGCAUUUACUAUUGAAGUGAUUAAGAAAUAAACUGAUAUUCUUAAAUCAGAAAUGUUAAAUGAUUUAAUAUAUUCAAUAGGAAUAACUGGAACAAUUCAAGGAGGAAUGGGGGAUAAAAAAAAUGAUAUUGAGGCAUAUAAAAUGGUUAAUAUAAAUUAAAAUAGAAUUUUACGUAUUAAUAAAAAAGGAGAAUUAUUAAGAGUGAAUGAAGAAAAUAAACAGGAAUAGUAUACAAUGAAAGAAUUCAUUUAAAAAAUUGAUGAAAUAUUUUGA
This is a messenger RNA of Paramecium sonneborni, 1164 nucleotides long. NCBI's taxonomy places the organism in Eukaryota, Ciliophora, Oligohymenophorea, Peniculida, Parameciidae. The record is from the annotation of a GenBank genome assembly.